CCCCACUUAUAGGCCCCCCCUGUCCACCAUGGUUCACGAACCCCAGCAUGGCAGGCGGUGUCAGCCGGCAGAUCCAUCGCAACGGACUCCAGCGUGCACCCACUCAACUCACUCCCAUCGCUCGCUCACUCGGCAGUCACCAACCAGGCUGGGAUGAGUUGCUGUCUGAACUGCUAACUGACGACGACAAACAACCACAUUCAAAACAACGAUUUACAACCACCACCACAACAACAGAACGACGGCAAAUUCAUUCUCUUGAUCCUUGCACACUAAGCUUCGGUCCAAAAACAACCCCUCAAAAUGGCCGAUGUUGCAGAGGAGGCGCCUUCCGUUUCGGAGCCCCUCGAUCUCGUCCGCCUGCUGCUCGACGAGGUUGUGUUUGUGAAGCUGAGGGGAGACCGUGAGCUCAAGGGUCGGCUCCACGCUUACGACAGCCAUUGUAACCUCGUCUUGGGGGAUGUGGAGGAGACGAUAUACGUGGUUGAAGACGAGGAGAACGACGAAGAAGUCAAGACUAUCAGCCGGAAAUCCGAGAUGCUUUUUGUUAGAGGUGAUAGCGUUGUGCUCAUCUCCCCUCAGUCACGGAUUCACUGAAAGUGGCAAUAUCCAUGCCUUCAGCGCGUCCAACCAUGAAGCACUUGACGAUCAAGCCUACACUCAGUGCCAUUAUUGCUCAUGCUACCCGACCAGGUUUCUGAACAGAUGAGCAUUUAGCCUUAGCCCUGGAUCCCAUCGCCGAACUGUUCGCUGGAGGUGCCAACGAGAACGCGCUCUUGGCUGCUUUUGGCCCAUCCGAAUCAAGACCUGAUCACAUGGGUCUGGCAAUGGAGUGUAUGGGAAGGUCCAUUACUGGUUAGCUACAACAGAGGAGUACACUCCUUCCAAAAAGGGUCGUCAAAGGGACCUUCAGAGAUUGCGGCUUGGUGCGAGCCACCGUUUCGUCUGAAGAAUACUGACAACUAUAAAGGCAAAAGAAAAAAAGACACGAAUAUAUUUAAGAAACAAAUGUAAAACCAA
Molecule: messenger RNA, 1020 nt
Organism: Podospora pseudopauciseta
Lineage: Eukaryota; Fungi; Ascomycota; Sordariomycetes; Sordariales; Podosporaceae
Gene: LSM3
Product: U4/U6-U5 snRNP complex subunit lsm3
Exons: 4
Coding region: 304-597 (97 amino acids)
Biological process (GO): mRNA splicing, via spliceosome; P-body assembly
Cellular component (GO): precatalytic spliceosome; catalytic step 2 spliceosome; P-body
Molecular function (GO): RNA binding
Source: RefSeq, a predicted model, not a curated record